This is a messenger RNA of Cottoperca gobio, 1795 nucleotides long. RefSeq names its product integrator complex subunit 12 (gene ints12). The transcript is spliced from 7 exons. Gene Ontology annotation, cellular component: integrator complex. The coding region runs from base 160 to 1527 and encodes 455 amino acids. Gene Ontology annotation, biological process: snRNA 3'-end processing. NCBI's taxonomy places the organism in Eukaryota, Metazoa, Chordata, Actinopteri, Perciformes, Bovichtidae. The record is from RefSeq and is a predicted model, not a curated record.
ACAAGGUUCCGCGCGUGGAUUCCGGACAUAUUUAGCGGUUGCGUCCGCCCCGGCUGCUUCUCAUGUAGGAAGUCAACCGUUAACGUCAGUUGCUCUCCAAAACGAAAAUACCGGGUUAAAGGGCAGGUUUUUACCAGAAGCAGACUGUGAGUUCAAGCCAUGGCUGGACCUGUCAGUCUGGAGCUGGAUCCCAUCUUCCUAAAGGGACUGAGUUACCUGCACUCCAAGAGUAAAGACUCCGUUGAGAAACUCAAAGCUUUGCUAGAUGAGUCCCUUUCAAGAGGAAGUGACUCAUGCUACCGUUCAUUACAAAAAGAUGUCGAAGUGUCCAAGGGAUCUGUGUCAAAACUGAGCUUAAGUAAACAGGACUCCAAGUCCUCCUCAAGUUCCUCGUCCUCCAGCAGCAGCAGUAGCAGUAGUAAGUCCAGCUCGGAAAAGAGUAAGAAAGAGGUGGAGAAGAGACCUGUUGAGAAGGUCAGGGUUGAGUUGAGUGAGGUGGAACCUCCGAAGAAGCCUCGUUUGGAGAAACCGGAGAAUCGCUCGUCUCCGAUCACCGUCCAGACGAGCAAAGACCUUCUGCCAAACAUAAACGACUACGAUGAGACCAAUGCCGACGACUUUGCCAUGGAAAUGGGUCUGGCUUGUGUGGUUUGCAGACAAAUGACGGUGACAAUGGGAAACCAGUUGGUUGAGUGCCAGGAGUGCCAUAAUCUGUACCACCAGGACUGUCACAAGCCCCAAGUGACCGACAAAGAAGUGAACGAUCCACGACUUGUGUGGUAUUGUGCCCGCUGCACCAGGCAAAUGAAACGUAUGGCAUCGAAACCUCCACAGAAGCCGUCCCCUGCCUCUGCGUCUUCAGCGCCCGUUGUGAAAGACACACUGGUGAAAAAGACGGAGCUUAAAGCCAAGCCCGACACCGCCAGCACCUUCCAAGCCUUCAAAAGAACAGAAGUGAAGGCAUCCACAACAUCAGCCAACCCCACCAGCAGCAGCAGCUCCUCCUCCUCAGGCAGCGGUCUGACAGGCUGGGCUGCAUUUGGCGCCAAGACGGGCCCGUCUCUUCCUGCCAGCUCCAAACUCGGUUCCUCGGGCCCAAGUGGGAGCCACAAGACCUUGACAACUCCCUCUAGCCAGAAACCUGCCGGGCUGUCUGGGCUAGCAGGAGCCAAGUCGGGACUCGGGAGUGCAAAGACACCCGGGAGCGGCAACGGAAACGGCUCGAGCCAGGCGCCUCUAAAACCUCCUCCGCCCCUGACUCUGGGUAAGCAGCCACUAAACCGCUCAGCGAGCGGUGAAAGCCAAAGUAAAGGGUCUUCUUCAUCGGGGGCCGGCUCCCCGAGUGGCUCGCAAGCAAGUGGAGGAGGGAACGGAGGAAACAACGGAGGAGGUAACGGGAACAAUGGGAACGGGUCAAAAGCUCCACCAGGCGACAAAGCACCAACGUCCCAAGAGUCCCAACUUAACGCCAUGAAACGGUUACAACUGGUGAAGAAGAAAGCGGCGCAGAAGAAACUGAAGAAAUGAGUAGCGGGAGGAGAGAGAAAACAAAGAGGGAGUAGAAAAUAAACGCUUAAACAAUGUGGAAUUAGUGCCAGAGCAUUCUGUUUGUAUUGAAAGAUCAUUUGUACACGAGGAACUCCAUCCAGUCAAAUACUUGAAUCUUGCUUUGUGUAAAUGUUGCUGGAGCGCGUCCCUCGUUCUGUCCUGACAAGUCUAACCGUUGAAAAGUGUCACUUUUUAUCAACAAACUCAUUAAAGCUCUUCUUGUAAACUGGCAGUAGCAACGACUGUG